Paramecium octaurelia is the source of this 2586-nucleotide messenger RNA. Lineage: Eukaryota; Ciliophora; Oligohymenophorea; Peniculida; Parameciidae. The record is from the annotation of a GenBank genome assembly.
AUGUUUCUCGCUCCUCAAUAUUAAAGAAGUGUAAAUUUAAUUAAUUAUUUAUUUAGCUGUUUGAUUUAAUGAAUAUAAAUGGGUUUCAUAAUAUUAUUGCAUUUUAUUCAGAAUUUAGUCACUUCAUAAAUACUUAAUAUCAUUUAUUGAAGGAUCAUAUCAAAUUAUAGAUAUUUGAAAUCAUGAAGUUUUUCUUGGAAAAUCCACUUGAUUAAUUGGAAGAAUGCUUCAAGAGCUUCCUCAGAACCUGCAUCAUCUAUCCUCACAACACAAACUACACUUUUCUACUGGAAUUCCUCAACUUUCUGUUUGAUCAACACAAACAAAUUAUAGCCAAACCAAACUUGGCCGCACUGUUAUUUUACAAAUAUCUAUUAAUUUUAAAUAUUGACGACUAUUACAAGAUUCAACAAUUCCCCCAUAAGAGAAUCAACGACCUAAUGAUAGAAAUAUGGUAACUCUACUAAUCGACGAUUUUAUCCUUUGGCAGAGAAUUGUUGAUCAAUCUCUAGAUUCCCUUUCAAUAUUCAGAAUUCAACAUCUCCAUGAUAAAUUUAAAUGUAAUCAAAUAAAAUCUGCCUAUAUCCCAUUUGAUCGCCAAUCAGACCACCACAACUGCAGCCUACAAGGCAAAUUACUAAUUGGCUUUGCCCUAUGAAGUAGAACAAAGAAUCGGAUUCGCAAUAUUUUCAUAGAUGCCCCUGGAGAGUAUGUCCACCUUUUUGACUAUGAUAUUCGAGAAAUACGGAUACCAUAUCAAUUUCAUAGGAGCAAUAGUCAGAAACAUAAUUUGUGGCUAUCAAUUCGAUGAAACGGAAAUAAUCCAAAACAAAAUUGCUGACACCUUGCUAUUGAUAUACGAGAUUGCAGAUCUGUAAGGUGAGAAAUGGCCAAUCUUCUUGAGGUUCAUCUAUUCUGACAUUUUCUUUAUGACUAAGUAAAUUGCAUUCAUGAUAUUUUAAGAGAUUUUAAGGAUGAUCACAACAUCUAAGCAGGCUUGUAUUUCUUAAGAAAACUGUACCAUAAAUAAUUAUAUAAUGAAUUGUAAGGUGCGUUGUGGUUUAUCUUCUAAACUUUCGAAGUUAACGAACAAUUGAAAAAGAAGGUCUAACCACAAUUGCUCUCCCUCAGUUCUCAUAACAUAUUCUAAAAGCUAUUGGAAGAUCAAAAUAUAAGAGAAGCAAUUAAGUGCAAAAUACACGAGUACUUUCUUAAGUUGAUCUGUAACCAAUAUCAAGGUCCUGGAGGGUUGAGUUAUGAUUAACCCCACACAGCAUUAUACACAGUCGACGAUUUGGAUACUCCUCAAGUAUAGUAUCUCAAUGGGAACACAACAAACAUUGAUGACUCAAUCUUGGAUGAAUUCUAAGGCAAUUCUAUAUCAAUCUAAUAAAAUGAUAUUAUGUUGGAAGAGGCUGAUGUUGCAAAUACAAUCUAGAUAGAUAUCACUUUGUAAAAGAUAUUAGAGAAGGAGAAGCUCGAUGCAAUAUUUUAGAAUCCUCAGCUAGAACACAAUCUAAUUAGAUUAUACACCUUCUUCAACAAAUCCAUUUAACCAGAUGUUAAACAUGUGUUUCUUCAAGAAUUGACCAAAAUUAUUAUUAGACUGUAUGAAGACUAAUUUUAUGAUCUUGAUUAUGGUAUUGCUUUUGUUAUUAUGUAGAAUAUCCUUUUAAUUGUUUAACCACAUUACUGUAGAUAAACUUUAAUUAGGACAGUUUAUUAUAUGACCUAAUAAAAAGUUUGGUUUCUUCUGAGUAAUUCAGCAUUCAUUACUUGUUUCUGGUAUACUUUGAACGCAAGACAAAAUCAGGGCAUCUAGAGAAAUUGCUUAUUUAAUCGCCAGAUCAGAUUAUAAAAUCAUUUAAGAUUAUUCAAAGUUUGAUUUCAGCUCAAAGAAGUUAAGUGAUUUUUGAAGAAGUUUUAUCAAAUAACCAGUUGAACACGAACAUCGACUUUGUUUUCAAUCUUUUAAUAAUUACCAAUAUCUAAACCAUUUAGAAAGCAUCAAAUAGAAUUUAGACUUUGUUCUGUGUUAAUUACAGUUCAAUUUUGUAUUUCUUAAAGAAAAUUCCUCAGAUUGAAAAUCUUUAGCUCUUUGGUUUUGUAGUGGACUUAAUUUAGAAGAUAAUUAAGUACAUUUAAAUUAAUUAUGUAGACUUAAUGAGAAUCAAAAGGACAUGAACAUUCUGAUUGAUCAAAUAUUUGUUAAUAUAGAAAAUCCAAGCAAAGCAUUUUGGACAGUGUUUAUAUAAGUGUUUCAAUUAUUGUUACAAUUCAAGAGGAUAUCUGAAGUAAUUAUAAUGUUGUGAAAAAUAUUAGGAAAAUUUAAUACAAUUUUUUGUUAAUUGCUUCGUAAAUUCAAAUAAGUAUUGCGAAGGCAUUGCUGAAAUAUUUUUAAUGACUCCAAAUACAUUGAAAACAUUUAUUUUCAAGGCGUUGACUAAACACUUGGAUAAGACAAAAAACUAUGAAUCAGUGGAAUUCAUAUUAAAAUAUUUGAUAAAGGACCAAAAGAAUGUCAGUUUUAAAAACUCUCUUCAAAAUAAUUUAGACAAUUAUAUGAAACAAUAAGAAAAAAAAUGA